Molecule: messenger RNA, 678 nt
Organism: Etheostoma cragini (Arkansas darter)
Lineage: Eukaryota; Metazoa; Chordata; Actinopteri; Perciformes; Percidae
Product: allograft inflammatory factor 1-like
Exons: 6
Coding region: 133-576 (147 amino acids)
Biological process (GO): actin filament bundle assembly; ruffle assembly
Cellular component (GO): ruffle membrane; actin filament
Molecular function (GO): calcium ion binding; actin filament binding
Source: RefSeq, a predicted model, not a curated record
UACUACAGAGGAACCUCCCUACUGCUGACUGAAUUUUUUUAACUCCACUUCCUCUAGUGGCUCGAUUAGAGAAAUGGCAUCGUAGCUUUUCACACUUUCGGUGUUCACAGGUUCUCAGCACUGUACACAGAAAUGGACAACAAUGCUCAAGGAGGUAAAGCUUAUGGUCUUCUCAAGUCUCAACAGGAAGAACAACUGAACUCUACUAAUGAGGUUUUUCUCUCAGAUCCCCAGUAUGCAGAAGAGGAAGACCUAAGCUCAAAGCUUGAAAUGUUUAAAAAGAAGUACAUGGAGUUUGAUCUUAACGACAAAGGAGAAAUAGAUUUAAUGGGGUUAAAACGAAUGCUGGAAAAACUUGGAUUGGCCAAGACUCACUUAGAGCUGAAAAAGAUGAUGUCAGAGGUUGUUGGAGGGACAUCGAAAGACACCAUCAGCUACAACGAAUUCCUGAACAUGAUGCUGGGAAAAAGAAAUGCAAUCCUAAAACUGAUCUUGAUGUUUGAAGGCAUGGGAAAGGAGCAGGAGGACAAAGAUGCAGCACCACCUCCUCGCAAAACCUUUUCAGACCUGCCCUGAAGAAGCUCUCCAUCCCAGCAGGAAAUGAUUGAAACAUAACAAUAACGCUUUAAAAUCAAUGUCAAAAGAGAAGAAAAACAUCAAACUUGUGGUUUUUCUAAA